AGCAUCGGUGGAAGGCCAGGAUACCUAGAGGAGGUGGCAGGCAUUGUCGGCAUAGCGUGUCUACCAGAGAGCGGCUGGAUGACUGGGAACGUUUUAGGAGCGAACGGUGGAGGCGCGUUCGUGCGAUAAGGUGUGAUGUACUCUGACAUCAAAACGAGAUUCAAGCCCGAAACAACUUUCACACCGCCUUCCUCUCUGACAUCCGAAAGUCCAUGUUUUUCUUAUGUCCGAAUGCAAGGGUGUUGGGAGCCUUGAGCUAAUGCCAUGUAAGGACUAGCCUUUACGCUAACAUGGAACGGCUAUUCCUAGAGUGGGGCAUACAAACAUUGACUGCUUCUCACCCUGCUAGAUACUUCUCUCUUGAACUGCGAUCAGCCUGAUUCGUGGCCGAUAAUGGGUUCUUACGAUUGUUAUUGUGCGCUCUGCUCCGGGCCUCUGGGGAAAGGCUGGGUCAAAUUUGGCAGUAAGAAGGAGAAAGCUUUGGCGAAAAGAAGACGGUGGGUUGAGCUGAAGAGGAGGAGGCUGGCGGGAGAAGACGUGGACGAGACUGUUUGUGAUGAAGAAGACGAGUUAGAAGAUGAUAUUCUUCACAACGACGAUCAAGUCCAACGUCAAGGCUCCUCCACAGCGGAAGGGGAUGGUGAUAGUGCAGGCGAGGAAAAUGUUCCUGAUACAAGACAUGAUCAUGAUGUAGCGAUGUCGUUGGACGUCAUGGAAGAAGAAGGUGGCGAUGCCGACGAUGAAACGUGCAGCGACGUCGCCGGAGAUAGUCCUAGCGAGAAUCACGAUUCUGAAGGUAGCGAGGAUGGUUGGGAAGACGAAGGCGAUAACAACGACGACGACGACGACGACGACGACGACGACGACGACGGCAAUGGUAGCGAAGAAAGUGCCAGCGAAGCAGGAUCUUUGGAUUGGUAUGAGGAGAAAGGCAGCUACGAUCCCACAAAACUGAGUCAUAAGGACGUAAGAUGGCUUGAGCGCGGACGUACUGUGGGAUUCAAUCCUGAGGCGCCGGGUGUGACUAAAUGCUUCGUCUCGGGAUUGGGUCAUUACGAAGAUCACGGCAGUUUCCGCAUUAAAACACCUGGCAAGGAACCGAACGAUCCACAGAUGGACGAAUAUACAUGCUAUGCGGCAUACGAGUCAGAUGAGCACCCGACAUAUCCCUUUCACGAGGCAUGUUUACAGGUGCUCAAAAAGGGUCUUGGGCUUCGGGAUGAAGACGACAUUGACCGAGACAUCUUAUACGCGGUUCUUUCACAGAACAGCCAAGACUAUGCCCGCGCACUAUCGCUUGACUACGGCCAGAUAGAGGGCCCUGAACAGUUUUGGGAGUCUAUUGCUGGAGAAGAAUACGUCGCUUGUGAUCCGGGAUACAAAGAAGGACUCAUUGACGUGAUCCAAAGUCUGAUUCCUAGCAAGCUCUUCAAGAAGGAUGUCGAGCCACUGAGCCUUGAGCGUAAGGUGCAAAAUGACCCGCUGGAAAUGCUGCCUUACGAUGUGCUCUACGAAAUAUGCACACACCUUUCCUUUACAGAUGCCCAGUCGUUCACGCAAAGCUCGUUGCAUGUCUACACCUCCACCCAGAAUGGUGCGUUUUGGAAGCAUAUGAUGCGGCUCCACAUCUAUCCAUGGUUUUGGGAGGCCUCUGACGUUAUGAAGAAUGAAGUGUUCUCGGAAGACUUGGACGACAAAAAUCUAUUUCUAUGGCUAGAGGCUGCGACGAGGCCCAGAUUUGGCGCUGAAGGUCCGUUGAUGGGCAUCAUCAAUCGCCGACGCAUUUGGAACGCCUGUCAACAACUAGUUCCACAGUACGCAGAAAAGAUGGAACCUCCAAAGCGAGCAGAGCCAGAAGAUGCGGAAGCACGAGAUAUUCUCGAUCGUGCCAUGUGCUUCCAUAUGCCUGCCGUCGCGUAUCCAAUUGGCAAACAAAUCCGCACUGUGUCGCUGCAGUUUAUUCGCUCUUGGAAUCAGACCUCUUCCGGAUCUUCAGUUCUGGACACAUAUUGGGGGCAGAAUGGCGCUUUGGUAGGCAUCUCCAUCACCUUGAACGGCGAUAGCCCAAGGGUUUUUGGAAGUACACAGGGAAACCUUGGCAACCCAAUGCACAUCCCUCGCGGUGAGUGGAUUCGAGAGAUUGUUGUCUCUGUAGACGAUGUGAAUAUGUUCAGUCGGAAGCAAGACCGCAGCCACUUUCGAACAGCUCUGGAUAACGUACCCUAUGGUACCGCCUGCAUCCGGUCAUUGGCAGUGACAUUAACGAACAACACUUCCAAGAAUGUGCAUCAACCCAGUGGACAGCCACUGAACAACCGCACUUUUGUCGUCCUACCGGGCCUACAUUUGGUUGGCUUGACAGGACAAAUUGCUGAAAGCGGAGAGAUUUGCCGUCUCGGACUGCUACAAGCUCCAUUGCCCGGCAUGUCAUCCGCAGUACGGUCCUACACUGAAGCUGAGCAACUCCUCUGGAACCAUUCUGCACGGACUCUGUACUGCCAUCGUGAAAAUUCCUGGAACGACAUCACGACGCAUCCGAGCCUCAACAUCCGGGCUCUCACCCUCCAAGGGUCUGCAGCGGAUCCGCUGCGCUCUUUCACUGGUGACAUCGGAAGUGAUAUGAUACCAUGGCACGUCGCUGUCUGGGCUAUGACCGUCGCACAAUACAAGUCACUCGAGCGAAUAUCGUGCUUUCAGCCUAUCGGUGGUACGGCUUCUAGUGGCACAAAGACAUGGACCGUUCCCGAUCUCGUGGGUCUUGGAGUGGGCCGCACAUCUGGAUCGCUGGAGUUACUGGCCGGCGCGGGCGGCCCCGUGCCAGUACAAAGCCCAAUCUGGCAGGAGAUGAAGAACCCCCGCACAGACCUUGUCUCAUGGAUUCAAAAUACCCCGUUCAAAGCAUUUGACGAGGACAGUACGGAGCAUUUCCUCAUCGAUGGACCCGGUGGGGAAAUUAUCACGGCGGUCCACGCAAGCAUUGACAUGAAAGCUGUCAAAUUGUUUACCAAUAGAGGCAGAAAUUGCUACUUUGGAGAGAAAGAUCGAGGGCAGUGGCUGGAGUAUCAAGCGGAAAGUGGUCAUAUGAUUGUAGGCUUAGUGUGUGCAUUCGGACGCCUUGGAGGAUGGAGCUGGAGUGCCAAGAUGCCAUCACACUGGAAGUUGAGUGGAUUGGGCGUGCUGACGGUAGCGGAGGACUACUUUCAGAAAGAUGACUAGAGGGAUUUUGCUCGUAUACUUUUACCUGCGUCGAAUUUG
Messenger RNA from Paraphaeosphaeria sporulosa, 3255 nucleotides. RefSeq lists its product as uncharacterized. The transcript has 3 exons. Gene Ontology annotation, molecular function: protein binding. Lineage: Eukaryota; Fungi; Ascomycota; Dothideomycetes; Pleosporales; Didymosphaeriaceae. The record is from RefSeq and is a predicted model, not a curated record. Bases 394 to 3216 code for a protein of 940 amino acids.